Molecule: messenger RNA, 3511 nt
Organism: Ricinus communis (castor bean)
Lineage: Eukaryota; Viridiplantae; Streptophyta; Magnoliopsida; Malpighiales; Euphorbiaceae
Product: putative pentatricopeptide repeat-containing protein At5g59900
Exons: 4
Coding region: 213-2687 (824 amino acids)
Molecular function (GO): protein binding
Source: RefSeq, a predicted model, not a curated record
UGUAAUCAAAUAGGAAUUUAAGGUAAAGUUUUGUGUUUUAAAUUUCUGGAUUGAGUCAGUUGUUAGCUCCAUACACACAAUAGACUCGGCAGGAUGACACCGGUGCCCAAUAAAACCCUUACGAAAACAAAAUAAAAGAAAAUAAAUAAAUAAACCCAAGCCUCUCCCCUAACUAACUCGUCAACAAUGUGACUGCUUCUUCAAUUCUUCAUAUGUCAAAGCAAUUCUCAGUUACUACUUCCACUCUAUAUACCCGAAACCCCUUAACAUUUCGAUCCCAAAACAUGAGAUUUUCUUCUUCUUAUAGCCAUGUCUCUAGACCACCCUUAUUCUAUACCAAACCCAAAUUCUUUUGCAACUUCAGAUCCUCCACAGUAAUCCAAGAUAAAGAAGACUUCCAAUUCAUAUCCAUUCUCACUAGCAUCUUAAGAGGGAAACAAAGCUGGAGAAUUGCAUUCAAUGAUCCAUUCAUUUCACGGAAUCUGAAGCCUUCCCAUGUUGACAAAGUCUUGAUGAUGCUGUCCCUUAAUGACUCAAGGUUGAUGAAAGAUUGUAAUUUGAUGCCUGAAGUUAGGACUUUGAGUGCCCUUUUAAAUGGGCUUUUGAGGUUUAGAAGGUUUAAUGAUGUUUUAUUGUUGUUUGAUGACAUUGUUAGUGCUAAUGUUCAGCCUGAUAUUUAUAUUUAUUCUGCUGUAGUCAGAAGCUUGUGCGAGUUGAAGGAUUUUAAUAAGGCGAAGGAGAUGAUUCAUUGGAUGGAGUUUAAUCAGUGUAAAUUGAGUAUAGUGGUGUAUAAUGUGUUGAUUCACGGGCUUUGUAAAAGCCGGAGAAUUUGGGAGGCUCUUGAAAUUAAGAAUUGUUUGAUGCAGAAGGGAUUGGAGGCGAAUGUGGUUACUUAUUGUACCUUAAUACUUGGAUUAUGCAAGAUACAGGAGUUUGAGUUUGGUAUGGGGAUGUUGAACGAAAUGAUUGAAUUGGGAUUUGUACCAAGUGAGGCAGCUGUUUCAGGUCUUAUUGAGGGGUUGAGGAGGAAGGGGAGGAUUGGGGAUGCUUUUGAUUUGGUCAACAAUGCUGGAAAAGUUGGUGUAGUACCUAAUUUGUUUGAAUACAAUGCAUUGAUCAAUUCUUUGUGUAAAGAUGGAAAGUUUAAUGAAGCAGAGUUACUUUUCAAAGAAAUGGGAGAGAAAGGGUUAUGUGCAAAUCAUAUAACUUACUCAAUUCUGAUUGAUUCAUUUUGUAGAAGAGGUGAAAUGGAUAAUGCAAUUGGUUUUCUUGAUAAAAUGACUAAAGCAAGCAUUGAAUUCACAGUCUAUCCCUAUAAUUCCUUGAUAAAUGGCUACUGCAAGUUGGGGAAUGCGAGUGCAGCAAAGUAUUAUUUUGAUGAGAUGAUCGACAAAGGAUUGACACCGACGGUGGUAACAUAUACAUCAUUGAUAAGUGGAUACUGCAAUGAAGGGGAGUGGCAUAAGGCAUUUAAGGUGUAUAACGAGAUGACUGCAAAGGGAAUUUCUCCAAAUACAUACACCUUCACUGCAAUUAUAUCGGGCCUCUGUCGAGCAAAUAUGAUGGCUGAGGCAAUUAGAUUGUUUGGUGAAAUGAAAGAAAGAAAAAUCAUGCCAAGUGAGGUCACUUAUAAUGUUAUGAUUGAAGGACAUUGUAGAAGUGGAAACAUAUCAGAAGCCUUUCAUUUGCUUGAUGAAAUGGUAGGGAAAGGUUUUGUUCCAGAUACAUAUACCUAUAGGCCUCUCAUAAGUGGUCUUUGUUCUGUAGGCAGAGUAUCUGAAGCCAAAGAAUUUGUUGAUGACCUUCACAAGGAUCAUCACAAGUUAAAUAAUAUGUGUUACAGCGCACUUGUGCAUGGUUAUUGCAAAGAAGGAAGAUUCAAAGAUGCAGUGAGUGCUUGUCGUGUGAUGGUGGAGAGAGGCGUUGCCAUGGAUCUUGUGUGCUAUGCCAUACUUAUAGAUGGAACUGCAAGAGAACAUGAUACUAGAGCAUUAUUUGGCCUUUUGAAGGAGAUGCAUAAUCAUGGAUUGAGGCCUGAUGCUGUAAUAUAUACCAACAUGAUUGAUAGACACAGCAAGGCAGGGAAUCUUAAGGAGGCAUUUGGGCUUUGGGAUAUAAUGGUCGACGAAGGAUGUCUUCCAAAUGUUGUAACUUACACUGCUCUAAUAAAUGGUUUAUGUAAAGCAGGAUUAAUGGAUAAGGCUGAGCUUCUCUCUAAGGAAACAUUGGUUAGCGAUGUGACUCCGAAUCAUAUCACAUAUGGUUGUUUCCUUGAUCAUCUUACUAGGGGCGGGAACAUGGAGAAAGCUGUACAGCUUCAUCAUGCAAUGCUUAAAGGAUUUUUGGCAACUACUGUUUCAUAUAAUAUUCUUAUCCGGGGCUUCUGCAGAUUGGGAAAGAUUGAGGAAGCAACCAAGCUCCUACAUGGCAUGACAGACAAUGAUAUUUUGCCAGAUUACAUCACUUAUUCGACAAUUAUCUAUGAGCAAUGCAAAAGGAGUAAUUUACAAGAAGCUAUCAAAUUGUGGCACACAAUGCUAGACAAGGGUCUAAAACCUGAUACGCUAGCAUACAGUUUUUUGGUACAUGGUUGCUGCAUCGCAGGAGAAUUAGAAAAGGCUUUUGAAUUGCGGGAUGAGAUGAUAAGAAGAGGUAUGAGAUCAAACCAUGUUACACCCAAGAGCUGAGUUGAGGAGUUUGAAUUUCCAGCCUUGCCUGCUGAAGACUGUAACAUAAGUAAAUCAGUGCACCAUAUGGGGGAAAUGAAAGCAGAAUUCUUUUGGAUCUUCCCGCUUGUUCAAUCUCUUUUUAGCGAUAUCACCAUGUGCAAAUAUCACCAAGUAGCAGCAUAGGACAGUCUUCAAGAAGCCAUAAUUUGUGCAUGAUGACUACAAAUUAAGGUUUUGGAGUGGAAGGCAAAAAGAACUUAUUGCUUCAUUGUCUUUAAGAUCGAGGAGAAACAAAAGCAAGCUAUCGUGGAAAAGAUUGGUGAGCCAGCCCAAAGCUACGAAAGUUUUAGUGCAAGCCUCCCUUCUGACAAGUGUCAAUGCUGUUUAUGAUUUUAAUUUCGUGACUGCAGAGAAUUGCCAAACAAACAGAAUUUUUUUCAUCACAUGGUAAUAACACAUGUUAAAAAUAGUUUAGUUGUGUGUAUUUGUAUAAUGCUUGGCAUUCUCUUCAACUAGUUAUUUACUAUGUACAAAGGUCUCCUGACACAUCAAGGGUGAGAAGCAAGGUGAUCUAUGCAACCUCAAUGGAGAGGUUCAAGAGAGACUAGUUGGUAUCCAGGUAGGCAACUGAUCCUACUGAAAUGAGUCUUGAUGUCUUUAGGAGCCGUGCCACUGAAUAGAAGUCUCCUAAUUUCACAGUGGAGAGUCUCUUAUGCACCCAACUCUUAAGCCAAAUGAUUGUAGUUCAGGAGCUGUAGCUUGACUGAAUAAUGAUAUCGAUAUGUGAUUUCACUAAUUUUCUAACUAGACAAUUAAUAUAUUGUUAAGUGUUUUUAGUUUAA